CCUAGGCCCUCCUCACAACAACAAAACUCGCGCGCUCUAGGCUGGCGCCUGGGCUCUCGACCCCGCCCUCCUGCCACCUGCAGCCGCCUUGGCCGCGCCCGGCCCGGCCCUGCCCGGGGGGUCAGGUGGAGCGCGGGGCCACGCCCUGCGGCCAACUUCUCCCCACUUCCACUCACCCGCGCCGCCUAGCGAGACCCAGGGCCGACCGUGGCCGCCGCCGUUGAGCAGCAGGGAGCGGCCGCCGCGGAGGACCCCCGGUCGGGCUGUGUGCCCAGUGGCCCUGCCCGGGCGCAGAGGGCGGCGGUGGCGACCCUGAGGCCUCCUCAGUCCAGAGCCAGACGGAGUCCGGACCUGGCGGGGAAAACUGCACCGACGGUCGGGCCCCCAGACCCCGCCGCCGACUCUGUUCAGCCUUGUUACCGGCAAUGGCCUUCGUAUCGCCCGAUGCACUAGUGACUGACUUGGACACGGAAUAUUAAGAACCCACUUACUUCCGUCCCCACCCCAGUCGCGCAGGCAAUAACCACCUCGGCUCACUUGGGUUUAACUGCUGCUACUGUUGACUGCCCGACUUUGGGGACACCAUGGACCGAAGUGGAAUGGAGAUGCCUGUGACCCUCAUCAUUAAAGCACCGAAUCAGAAAUACAGUGACCAGACUAUUAGCUGCUUCUUGAACUGGACCGUGGGGAAACUAAAAACGCAUCUAUCCAACGUGUACCCUAGCAAACCAUUGACUAAGGAUCAGAGACUGGUGUAUUCGGGCAGACUUCUUCCAGAUCACCUGCAGCUGAAAGAUAUUCUCAGAAAACAAGAUGAGUAUCAUAUGGUUCAUCUAGUAUGUACUUCUCGGAGUCCUCCCAGUUCUCCAAAAUCCAACACCAGUAGAGAAGGUCAUGAAGCACUGGCAUCCGGCAGCAGUUCUAGUCCGGAUCAUUCAGGAUCAACAACUCCAUCAUCCAGUCAGGAAACCUUGACUAUAGCUGCCAGUUCAUCCUCAGAGGGAUUGAGGCAACGUACACUUCCACAAGCACAAACUGACCCUGCACAGAGUCAUCAGUUCCCGUAUGUAAUGCAAGGAAAUAGAGACAACCAAUUUCCUGAGCAGGCUAUUCCGGCUGGAUUCCCAGUGUAUCCUGCUUUCAGCCCACUGCAGAUGCUGUGGUGGCAGCAGAUGUAUGCUCAUCAGUAUUAUAUGCAAUAUCAAGCUGCAGUUUCUGCUCAGGCCACAUCAGAUGCCAACCCAGCUCAGCCUACUGCUUCACAGCCUCUAAAUAUGACACAUGUUCCUGGAGAAGAACCACCACCUGCUCCAAACUUAGUGGCCCAAGAAAAUCGACCUCUGAAUGAGAACGUGCAGAUGAAUGCACAGGGAGGUCCAGUGCUUAACGAAGAAGACUUCAAUCGAGACUGGCUAGACUGGAUGUACACAUUCUCACGAGCUGCAAUUCUCCUUAGCAUUGUAUACUUCUAUUCUUCCUUUAGUCGGUUUAUCAUGGUAAUGGGAGCCAUGCUACUGGUUUAUUUACACCAAGCUGGAUGGUUUCCUUUUAGGCAAGAAGGAGGUCCGCAACAUGCUCCCAACAAUAAUGUGGAAGUUAACAAUGAUGGGCAAAAUGUAAACAAUUUAGAACUUGAAGAAAUGGAACGUAUUAUGGAUGAUGGGCUUGAAGAUGAGAGUGGAGAAGAUGCAGGAGAAGAUGCUAGUGCAAUUCAAAGGCCUGGAAUAAUGGCUUCAGCUUGGUCUUUUAUCACCACCUUCUUUACUUCACUGAUACCAGAGGGGCCUCCCCAGGUUGCCAACUAGACCUGAAAAACUGUGCCAGCUGCAAAGGAGGGUUUGACUUUAGGAAAGUGUUUUAAAUAACAGUGCAAUUUCAAAAAAAUUUAUAACUUUCUUUUGAUCAUCAUGUACAGAGGUGUUUUUUCUUUAAGCUUCUCAUGCGUAUGAAUAUUUUAAGCACAAAUGGACUACUAAAUGUGUGAUUUUUUUUUUUUUUUUUAAAUCCUAACAGAACAUAGUGUAACAAUAUUGGUCUUCCAGAUUUUAUUCUUUUCUAUUAUGUACAUUAUAACCAGACAGACCUGUUUUUGCGCCUUAUUUCUUUAAAGAGCUGCUUUACAUAUAAAUGUCUAUAGCUAGUAGCCCAGCCCUUCAAUGUAUAAUUUGAAUAAAUAUAUAUAUUUUCUGUGAAUUAUCCUGAAAGUUUGAAACAGAAUGACCUCAUAGUUUUUAAUAAAUAAUAUUAUUUACUUAAAACAUGCUAGUAGCAUCUUGCCCGGCCAUAAAGCAAUAAACUUCUCAAUAAUCUUAAUUUUGAAAUUUAAACAAAUAAUGGAAACUUUCUAUUUUAAGGGCAUAAAUCCCAUCAGUUGGAAUUAGUAUCUUUAAAAAAAGGCAGCUCUUCAGUGGAAUUAACAGUGAUAAAAAAAAAAUGUUUGAUACAGGCAGUACUUUUAUAAAAUAAGAUAUGUUGGAAAUCAUACCCUGUAAUUUUUUUAAAUAAAAGGUCAAUCCAUUAUAGUAAA
Messenger RNA from Choloepus didactylus (southern two-toed sloth), 2527 nucleotides. It is a transcript of the gene HERPUD2, whose product is annotated as HERPUD family member 2. The record is from RefSeq and is a predicted model, not a curated record. Gene Ontology annotation, biological process: endoplasmic reticulum unfolded protein response. Bases 585 to 1805 code for a protein of 406 amino acids. Gene Ontology annotation, molecular function: protein binding. Lineage: Eukaryota; Metazoa; Chordata; Mammalia; Pilosa; Megalonychidae. The transcript is spliced from 9 exons.